Protopolystoma xenopodis is the source of this 366-nucleotide messenger RNA. The record is from the annotation of a GenBank genome assembly. NCBI's taxonomy places the organism in Eukaryota, Metazoa, Platyhelminthes, Monogenea, Polystomatidea, Polystomatidae.
UUCUCGGAGAAGGCCGUCUGCUACGACUCGUCCGUCUCGUUGUCGACUGUGUGGGGCUCUUUUGUCCUUGGAGCCGCCGACGUGCCCACCAUCUUCCUAGAGCCCGGGGACAUUUUCUUCGGCCGAGCCCCUCAGAGCGGCGAACUUGUCUGCAUGGAGAGUCCGGAGCCGGUGGACGAGCCCAGGCUGCCGGACGAGGAGAGCUUCCAGGCGGAGAGUAGACCGUCUCUCUGCCGGUCCUGGCCCGACUGGUUGGUGGAUGAAUAUAUGAUGCAGCAGCAGCAAUUACUGGAGUAUUUGCAUCCUGCUUACGCGCUUCAGGUGGCCACGUACCAGUUGGCGAUGAAGGGAGAGGAUGAGGAGUAG